AUGUAUUUUUUUUUAUUAAAGGAGGGCCAAAUGACAGCAGGAGGGGUGUACCUCCGAGCCCGGUAUGUGGCGGUGUGGUUGGUUUUUUUGCUGUUGGUGCACGUUGGCAGUGGUAACGCCGCUGUGACGCUGCGCCUUGUGCAAUUGGUACAUCGCCAUGGCUCACGGUCUGCCCUUGUGCAUCACAAUCAAACUCAAAUAUGUGGCGACGUUCCGUGUGGGCAACUAAACAUUCACGGAAAAGACAUGUUGAUAAAAGUCGGGACUUUCCUGCGGGAACGGUACAACAGUGACCUCAAUAAUCCAUUCUUCCCUUCCGAGAGCUACGAUGUCGAAGUUUCAUACACCCGCUCCACCGAUGUGCCACGCACACUCCAGAGCGCCGUGGGUUUGUUGUACGGUCUUUUCCCUAACAGGAGUGCGGCUUUCCCUGUUAUUCACACCGUUACUCGCGGUACCGACUGGCUCUUGGAUGGCGGACUUUCUCCUUUCGCCACUGUUUUUUAUUUGCUGGAUGACGCCUGGAAACACGAUGUGGGAAACAAGGAAGUUGACAAAAUCAUUGACUUCUCCACUCUGCAGGCCAUUGCUAAGGAAGCGUUCAGUGAGGGGUACUGCUCGGAUCCGGCAAACCGGUGGGAUUGUGCGUACGUAUUGUUUGACAUUGGCGCUGCUUUGCAAGCUGAUGGGCGGAUAGGGAGUUUCAAAUUAUUGAAAGCAAAUCUGGAACGGUUGCGAUCCUUUUCUCGGUUCUAUUACAGUUCUCAAUAUGCGUACAACAGCUCGGACGAGCAACACGUGAGGAUGGGUAGCCAGGGCCAGAACCUGGCGCAACAGUUACUGGCGAACGCUGAGCUACACAUGCAGGGCAAAGCCAAAUACAAGCUUUACCAUUACAGCGCCCACGACACAACCCUCAUGCCGCUGGCAGCGACGCUUGGUGAUAUUGGACCUGAAAGUAUGAUGCCACCCUUUGCCCAGCUGUAUGCAUUCGAAUUACUGUACGAUGAUUCCACCAACACUCACAGCAUACGGGCGAUGCGAGGCUCUCCUGAACAGACGCCGGAUACGAAACACCGUUUCAGCUGGGAUGGGUUUCAACUGAGAUGCAUGGACAGCAAUGGCAAUGUUUACAACGCCAGUCAAAAUACCUGUCUCUACCAGGACUUUAAGCGUUUUGUGGAUUCCACUAGGCCCACGGACCCCGCGGGGCUUUGCUACCUCAACGACCGCUACAAGGCGUUGUUGAAAUGCCCGACGCGGGAAGGAAAGCCUCUUAACAAACACUGCAUGGCCUACCGCAAGUUGUGUCCUGCGUGGUCUUGCGACUCUGACUUUACACUGGAUCCGGUGACAUUGCAGUGUGUGUGUACCGCAGCUUAUUGCAUGGAAAAGGGCGGGGAAAAAGGUGGGAAAGCCUUGGGCGCGAGUGGGAUUGCCGGUGUUGCGAUUGCAAGCUUUUUUGUUGGAGCAAUUCUUGCUGCCUGCAUCGCCGUGAUAGCGCUCGGGUGGUAUUUUCGCUGGGGAGCUUCGGAUAUAUUGGUUCAGCCUGCCUAG
Messenger RNA from Trypanosoma cruzi, 1557 nucleotides. RefSeq names its product membrane-bound acid phosphatase 2, putative. Gene Ontology annotation, biological process: dephosphorylation. Gene Ontology annotation, molecular function: phosphatase activity. The record is from RefSeq and is a predicted model, not a curated record. The transcript has a single exon. Bases 1 to 1557 code for a protein of 518 amino acids. NCBI's taxonomy places the organism in Eukaryota, Euglenozoa, Kinetoplastea, Trypanosomatida, Trypanosomatidae.